Messenger RNA from Arachis stenosperma, 1557 nucleotides. RefSeq names its product GDSL esterase/lipase At3g26430-like. The record is from RefSeq and is a predicted model, not a curated record. Bases 147 to 1385 code for a protein of 412 amino acids. Lineage: Eukaryota; Viridiplantae; Streptophyta; Magnoliopsida; Fabales; Fabaceae. The transcript has 3 exons. Gene Ontology annotation, molecular function: hydrolase activity, acting on ester bonds.
CAACUCUUUUUUAUAUUAAAAAAAAAAGAGCAGAUGAUAAAUAAAUGUUCCAAUGACCCUCAGGAAUAUUUUUCAAUGAUCAAACAUGUGAAGACAAUCAAGGGUAUGGACCUCUUUGUGUGUGUUUUUGUUUGACUAAAUAAUUGAUGAAGUCAACACAGCCCUGUGUGCGAAUAAUUGCAUUUUUUACAUUUGAAAUUGGAGCUCACCGUUUUGAUAUGGAUCCAGUGGGAGAGAAGAAAUGGAGACAUAUUUUGUCAUGGAUUGCAAUAUCAAUGACGCUCGUUGUUGCAGUUGUGGAUGGUAGAGAGUGCAGUUUUCCAGCCAUAUUCAACUUAGGGGACUCCAAUUCAGACACGGGUGGCCUCACAGCAGCUUUUGGACCUGCGCCGCCCCCCAAUGGAAUCACUUUUUUCCACUCCCCUGCUGGACGCUUCUCCGACGGUCGCCUCAUCAUUGAUUUCAUAGCUCAAAGCUUUGAUUUGCCUUAUCUGAGUGCUUACCUGGACUCUGUCGGCUCAAACUUCACUCACGGAGUGAAUUUCGCAACCGCCGGAUCCACUGUCAGACGUCAGAAUACCACGUUGUUUCAGAGUGGAUAUAGCCCCAUCUCCCUUGAUGUUCAGUCUGUGCAGCUCUCUGAAUUCAAAGCAAGAUCCAAACUGGCUCGCAAGCGAGGUGAUUUGCAAACAUUAAAGUGGGAAUUGUUGCCCAAGGAGGAGUACUUUUCUGAGGCUUUAUACACCUUUGACAUUGGCCAAAAUGAUAUCACUGCUGGCUACAAGCUAAAUAUGACCUCAGAGCAAGUGAAGGCAUACGUACCAGAUGUUUUGACCCAGUUCUCCAAUGUCAUAAGGAAUGUGUAUGAGGAAGGUGGAAGGUCGUUUUGGAUCCACAACACAGGCCCACUCGGAUGCCUACCUUACAUGCUCGAUCGCUAUCCAAUGAGUUCAGAUCAAAUAGACAAAUCUGGAUGCGCCAAACCCUUCAACCAGGUUGCACAGUAUUUUAACCGUAAAUUGAAAGACACGGUUAUGCAGCUGAGGAAGCAGCUGCCCGAGGCAGCAAUCACCUAUGUUGACGUGUACAGAGUGAAGUACAGUCUCAUAAGCAAUGCCCAAAAAUACGGUUUCGAGGAUAGGGUGAUAGCAUGCUGUGGGGAGGGAGGGAAGUACAACUACAAUAACGCCGCAAGAUGUGGCGCCACCAAGGUCGAGAAUGGAAAGAAGGUGCUGAUCGCCAAGUCCUGCAAAGAUCCAAGUGUCAGGAUUAUUUGGGAUGGGAUCCAUUACACUGAAGCUGCCAAUUACUGGAUCUUCCAACAAAUUGCCAAUGGAUCCUUUUCAGAUCCACCCCUGCCUUUAAAUAUGGCUUGUGAAUUUUGAUCUUAUUAUUGUAUGUGUACUAAUCAUUACCAUGGACGUAGCUUUCAUGGGAUGAUAUGAUAUGUUAAAAGGAGAAACUUCGAUAAGAAUUGGCAAGUGCUGACAAACCGUACCAAAUUGUAACUUUUGUGGCCACAAGUGGCUCAUAAAUGAAGUUUAUUUUGCUUGCUUA